Molecule: messenger RNA, 1206 nt
Organism: Oncorhynchus nerka (sockeye salmon)
Lineage: Eukaryota; Metazoa; Chordata; Actinopteri; Salmoniformes; Salmonidae
Product: glutamine amidotransferase-like class 1 domain-containing protein 3, mitochondrial
Exons: 5
Coding region: 114-788 (224 amino acids)
Source: RefSeq, a predicted model, not a curated record
GGGUAUAAAGCCAGUAGGAUUCCAGUUUCACUACAACAGGAGACAGCAGGUAGGAGAAGACGCCACAGACGGAACAGACCAUAUACUACUGUAGUGUACCUUUACAAGGAGCCAUGGUGAAGUGUGUAGCCGUAAUUCUGUCAGGGUGUGGAGUCUAUGACGGGACUGAGGUCCACGAGGCGUCAGCUGUACUGGUCCACCUCAGCAGGGCUGGAGCUAAGGUCCAGAUGUUUGCCCCCAACGUGGACCAAAUGCAUGUAGUGAACCACUGUGAGGGGAAACCCACAGCUGAGAAACGCAACGUCCUGGAGGAGAGUGCUCGAAUCGCCCGCGGCGAUGUGUCUGACCUUGCCAAGCUAGAGAUCACCGCCUUCGACGCCCUCGUUAUCCCAGGUGGUUUUGGCGUGGCUAAAAAUCUGUCUGACUGGGCUGUGAAGGGGAAGGAGUUCACGGUUCAACCCCAAGUAGAGAAGCUGAUUAAGGGGUUCCACGCUGCAGGCAAGCCCCUGGCUAUGUGCUGCAUCUCCCCUGUCCUAGCUGCUAAGGCCCUGCCGGGGUGUGAGAUCACCGUGGGACAGGACAAGGAGUGUGAGAGAUGGCCCCAUGCCCAGACGGCAACUGCCAUGAAGGAGCUGGGCUGUAAACACGUGAAUAAGAAAGUGGGGGAGGUCCACAUCGAUGUGAAGAACAAGCUGGUCACCUCCUCCGCCUUCAUGUGUAACGCUCCCGUACACGAGGUGUUUGACGGGGUGGGCGUCAUGGUUACAGAACUGCUCAAACUGGCCUAGGACACGUCUGAGAUUCAGAAUACUGAUUAGCUGUGCUUCUCAAAAGGCACCCUGUUCCCUUUAUAGUGCUGAUGUGACCUUCUCAAAAGGCACCCUGUUCCCUUUAUAGUGCUGAUGUGACCUUCUCAAAAGACACCCUGUUCCCUUUAUAGUGCUGAUGUGACCUUCUCAAAAGACACCCUGUUCCCUUUAUAGUGCUGAUGUGACCUUCUCAAAAGACGGGAAGCGGGAGCCAUUUGGGAAGUGACCUCACAAUCAUGUUUGUUGUUGUUGUUGUUUGUUUACCUGGAGACCCUCCUGAUCGGAAUGUAAUGGACACACAGAAGAAGCAGAAGAAGAUAGUGUUUCUGUUGCUUCAUCCGUCUGACUGUGGGAUGAAUUGUGUUUUUAUCAACAUCGUAAUAAAAGUAAAACCAAA